Molecule: messenger RNA, 2602 nt
Organism: Scylla paramamosain (green mud crab)
Lineage: Eukaryota; Metazoa; Arthropoda; Malacostraca; Decapoda; Portunidae
Product: maltase 2-like
Exons: 13
Coding region: 506-2287 (593 amino acids)
Biological process (GO): carbohydrate metabolic process
Source: RefSeq, a predicted model, not a curated record
AAGUGCACGAGGGUGGCUGAAGAGUUGUAGAGGGAAAGUGUUGAUUGGUGAAUGACUGAAAGUAGUGAUAGAUGAAUGUGACGAAUAGAAAAAAUUUAAAUUGAUGAGCGAGAUGUAUUGAAAUGAGUAUAUAGAGGAAGUGUAGAUGAGUGAAUGACAGACUGAAGUGUGUACAUAGAGAAAACAGACUGAUGAACGAAAUACGUAUUAUUAUUAUUAUUAUUAUUAUUAUUAUUAUUAUUAUUAUUAUUAUUAUUAUUAUUAUUAUUAUUAUUAUUAUUACUAUUUUACCACCAUUCAUUUGUACGUAAAUAACAUCACACCAGUUUAUAGUUUCAGUAAGCUGGAAACACUACACCACACUUACAUAACUGACCAUAGAAACCAUUCAUAUUUACAGUUACAGACCAAGACGAGUAAUAUUUGUAGAAAACAUGACUUAAUUCACCUUCUUAUGUUAACAGUCUAACCAGCAGAGCCUCGAGGAAAUUACUGCGGAGAGAAGAUGAAAAAACUCGUGUACUUUCUCUGCCUAGCUCUUCUACUUGUCUCUCUCGCUAUUGUGAUCAUUGUCAGCUUGGUGAUAAGUAAGAAUGAGAGCUUAGGUGACGGGCUCGAGUUCUGGCAGAAGGGAAUCAUCUACCAGGCGUACCCUCGCUCUCUCAAGGAUGCAAACCGUGACGGAACCGGCGACCUGCUGGGCGUUACUUCAAAGGCCGACUACCUGGCGAGUCUGGGUAUCGGGGCGGUGUGGCUGAGUCCAUUCUUCCAGUCACCCAUGAAGGACUUCGGUUAUGACAUCUCCAACUACACUGCUGUUGACCCCAUCUUUGGCACCAUGGCAGACUUUGAGGAGAUGGUCCAGGAGCUCCACACACGCGGUCUGAGAGUGGUGCUGGAUUUCGUCCCAAACCACACCAGUGACCAGCAUGAGUGGUUCCAGAGAUCCCAGAGGCGAGAGGAUCCCUAUACAGACUACUAUGUAUGGGCUGAUGCAAAGGAAACAGAUCAGGCGGGUCUUCCUUUACCACCAAACAACUGGCUGAGCGUUUUCCGUGGCUCAGCGUGGGAGUGGAGUGAGGAGAGAGGCCAGUUCUACUACCACCAGUUCCUCGCAUCCCAGCCUGACCUUAACUUCCGGAGUGAUGCCGUCAGGAAGGAGAUGAAGAAGGUCCUUAACUUCUGGAUGGACAAGGGUGUGGAUGGUUUUCGGGUAGAUGCCGUGAAGCACCUGUUUGAAGUGCAAGAUCUGAGCCUGGAUGAGCCACUAACACCAGGACACCUUGAUCCCGAUGACUACAACUCCCUGCAGCACACCUACACCAGCAACCAGCCUGAGAACCUGGACCUUGUGAGGGAGUGGCGGGCCCUUCUUGAUGGACGUUCGGAGAAAGUAAUGAUGGUGGAAGUCUUUGCUGACACUGUGGAGGAAGUGAUGAAGUACUAUGGCAGUGAAGAAGAUCCCUUGGCUGACUUCCCCUUCAACUUCUUCCUUAUUGACAACUUCCAUGGCCGAAAGGACCUGAGCGGGGAGUCCCUGAUGGCCACAGUGUCCCUCUGGCUGGACAACCUCCCUGCUGGCAAGUGGCCGAACUGGGUGCUUGGGAACCACGACAACAACCGCGUGUCAAGCCGUCUGGGGACUGACCUCAUAGACGCCCUCAACAUGAUGGCUCUCCUGCUGCCUGGAACCCCGGUCACUUACUACGGCGAAGAGAUAGGUAUGGAGGACACCUUCAUCAGCUGGGAGGACACCAAGGACCCACAAGGGUGCCGCUGGGGGCCGGAGCACUACCAGGAGUACAGCCGGGACCCUGCCAGGACGCCAAUGCAAUGGGAUGACACUGAUCUGGCAGGGUUCACUGGCAGCAACACAACGUGGCUUCCUGUCAACCCGAACUACACCAAGGUGAACGUGGCGAGGCAGACGGCAGCAGCAACGAGCCACCUCAAGGUGUACCAGCAGUUGGCACAGCUGAGGAGGGAAGAAACAUUUGCACGGGGCAACACCACCUUCCCAGUCAUCACUAAGGAUGUCUUCAGCUUCAUGAGGACUCUUGAGGGGUCAGAUGACUACCUGGUGGUUAUAAACACUUCAGAGGAGGAGAUCAAAGUCGACCUACUCAAGGACACCACCCAGACAUUGCCAGCAGAAGGAACCGUCGUGAUCCGCUCUGUUUCUGACACUUCCUCUGCCACACAACCAGGGUGUAUGGUUCCCCUUCACGCCCUUCCCUUGGUGGGAGGAGAGGGUCUUGUGCUGAGCCUGGCCGAGGAAGACCAUUGAGUGUUUCUGGCCCAUCAGUGCAGCUCACCACGCCUUCUACUAGAACAUGUGGAGCCAAACUGUGUCCAGCAAUACGCAUGAUUAAGGAAGUCACUAGUCAAAACUUUUAAUGAAUUUUAAGAUUUAAAAGCUAGAGUUAAGUAUUUGUGGCCCAUCAGUGCAGGGCAUCACUUUUCUACAUAAGAUAAACUUAUCACUAAUUUCUGGCAAGGUAAAAUGGGGCUAGAAAUGCUCCAAACAGUGAGAUGUAGAACCAGCGAAGGGCUGUAGUUACAGUGUAUUGUUUGGAACUGCAAUAAAACCGAAAUGUAUAAA